AUGGAGGAGGUGGAACUCUGUUUCCCAGAACUCCUUAACUCCUCCUGCAGGAGGACGAAGCCGUCUCCGUCUGCCGCUGUGCUCGUCCCCUUAACGCUGAGCUUCAUCUGUCUGACCGCCGUGACUCUCAACCUGCUGGUCAUCAUCUCUGUCUCUCAAUUCAGGCAGCUCCACACUCCCACCAACCUCCUCAUCCUCUCUCUGGCGGUCUCUGACUUCUCCGCGGGCCUCCUGGUUGUCUUCCAGAUUUUAUUCCUGGAUGGCUGCUGGUAUCUGGGUGACCUGAUGUGUGUUUUUUACUAUGUCUUAGAUUUUGCUGUCACGUGCUCCUCUGUGGGAAACAUGGUUCUCAUCUCAGUUGAUCGUUACAUAGCGAUCUGUCACCCUCUGCAUUAUGCCUCCAAAGUCACUCUGAGCAGAGCUCGGCUGGCCGUGUCCCUCUGCUGGAUCUGCUCUCUCUUCUAUGACUUUGUGCUACUGAAUGAAAACCUUAAGCAUCCAGGAAAGUUCAACUUGUGCCUGGGCGAGUGUGUGAUUGGCGCCAGCAGCGCGGAAGCCGUCACAGAUCUGCUUGUUUCCCUGGUAAUUCCUAUUACGGCCAUCACGGUCCUGUCUGCGCGGGUGUUUGCGGCGGCCGUGUCUCAGAUUCGGGCCGUCCGGCCUCAAGCUGCCGGUCAGCCUCAGAGCGGCGGCGUGACCGUGAGGAAGUCUGAGCUGAGAGCGGCCCGGACCCUCGGCGUGGUCGUUGUGGUUUUUCUCACAUGUCUCCUGCCGUAUUACUGUGCCGUUCUAGAAGGCCCCGCCGGCUUCGUCAGCCUGUCAUCUGUUGUUUUUUUCACAUAUUUGUUCUACCUGAACUCCUGCUUAAACCCUCUGAUCUACGCCCUCUUCUACCCCUGGUUCAGAAAGUCUGUGAAGAUCAUUGUGACGCUUCAGGUUCUGAAGCCUGGCUCUCGAGACAUAAAAAUGAUGUGAUGCUCCAAAAGGGAAGUUGUGUCAUUUUUAUUAUUUUUAUGAACUUUCCGCAACUUAUAUGUCUGUUUUUUUUUAUAGAAUUUAACUUCAUUCAUUCACAGUUAAGGCAUUUACCAGCACAAUGGAAAAACAAGUAACAAAUCACAGCUCAAAUCUAAAUAAGCCAACAAAUAAAUGAAUACAUUUUAUGACUUGAAACAGAAAAAGUGCAGACGAACAAAGUGGAAUUUUAUGAGAUUAUUUGUAUUUUUUUUUCUUCACUUAUAAAAUUGUCUCAAUGAAACACAUUAUCAGAUUUAAUAAUUCACAUUUAUAAACAUGUGAUGGUUUUAGAAGAAGAAAUAUGGGUUGUGAUUGCGUGUAUGAGGUUUCCUAUGAGGCUCACAGUGUGGAGCAAAUAAU
Oryzias melastigma (Indian medaka) is the source of this 1377-nucleotide messenger RNA. Its product is annotated as trace amine-associated receptor 13c-like. Gene Ontology annotation, cellular component: membrane. Gene Ontology annotation, biological process: G protein-coupled receptor signaling pathway. Gene Ontology annotation, molecular function: trace-amine receptor activity. The transcript has 2 exons. NCBI's taxonomy places the organism in Eukaryota, Metazoa, Chordata, Actinopteri, Beloniformes, Adrianichthyidae. The record is from RefSeq and is a predicted model, not a curated record. The coding region runs from base 1 to 975 and encodes 324 amino acids.